CUUGCACUUGGGUAAUUGUAUUUUAUACUGUAGUUUCCUCAAGGUGGCUUAACCAGCAUGCACAGGGUGCACAACGCCAGAAAUUUCCAGGUUUCAGUGAAAUACCAGAUUGUUCGCGAGUCAGUCACACUGACACCUAUACCACGAUUAAUGAAACACACAGGCCGACGUUUCUGGAGUGACCAUUGCUGUAUGUGCGCUACUGAUCAACCGUGGGCAAUCUCAAAACAAACCAACGCCCAAUGGUUCUCACGAAGUUCCGUGGAUAACCUGACAAUCGUGAAAGGAAAGCAGAGCUGUGUCCAUUCCAUGAACUCGAAUUUAUGAACCACGAAGAAAGAUACAUUGAACGUGCGCCGACGUUGAAUGUGAUUCUUAAUUUCAGCGUCUUUAUAGGUUCACGAAAUAAUAGUCGUCUGUGGAGGAAAUGGCGAAUUUCUUAUAGUAACUCUUCAAUUGGCGUAUUGGUUCGAUCAACAUCUCAUACACAUCUUUUACUGAGGAAGGAGCCUGAAUCUUAAACAUGAUCAAGCUUUUUUCGCUGAAGCAGCAGAAGAAGGACGGAGAAGCCCGUUCUGGAUCGCAGAAGCAGACCUCGGCGGCUCAACUGCGCAUCACGAAGGAUAUAAAUGAGUUGACGCUGCCGAAAACUUGCGGGGUUGAGUUCCCGAAUGCGGAUGAUUUGCUCAACUUCAAACUCGUCAUUUGCCCAGACGAGGGUUUCUACAGAGGUGGAAAAUUCGUAUUCAGUUUCGAAGUUGGGCCCAAUUAUCCACACGAACCCCCGAAGGUGAAGUGUGAGACAUCCGUGUUCCACCCCAACAUAGACACCGAUGGCAAUGUGUGCCUCAACAUUUUGCGCGAAGACUGGAAACCAGUGCUUACCAUCAAUUCUAUUGUGUAUGGACUGCAGUUCCUCUUCCUUGAACCAAACCCCGGUGAUCCUCUGAACAAAGAGGCUGCAGAGAUGUUGCAGAACAACCGAAGGGCGUUCGAGCACACGGUGCAAAAGACCAUGAAAGGCGCGUAUGUUGGCAGCGCCUACUUCGACCGGUGUUUGAAAUGAUCUUGGAAUCAAUUUCUGUGGUGCCGUUGGAAAUUCGGUUCCUGCGCAAUUGUUUCUUUACCUGAAUGAGCGGUUAUUGCAAUCUUCGAAAUGUUUCUGAUUUCCAUUUCAAAAUCUUCUUGACUCAAUGGACUUCUCUCCCUGCAAUUUCGAUUUCUCUGCGCUGAUGUUUGAAUGUGUCAUGGUACUGAAAUUCCUAUAAGUUUUUGUCAAAA
Molecule: messenger RNA, 1281 nt
Organism: Notodromas monacha
Lineage: Eukaryota; Metazoa; Arthropoda; Ostracoda; Podocopida; Cyprididae
Source: the annotation of a GenBank genome assembly